Molecule: messenger RNA, 2465 nt
Organism: Podarcis muralis (Common wall lizard)
Lineage: Eukaryota; Metazoa; Chordata; Lepidosauria; Squamata; Lacertidae
Gene: STARD10
Product: StAR related lipid transfer domain containing 10
Cellular component (GO): intercellular canaliculus; membrane; cytosol
Molecular function (GO): lipid binding
Source: RefSeq, a predicted model, not a curated record
AAGAUCUCGCAGGCUCCACAUCUCAGCCGCUUUUCGUUUUGCUGAGACACGCUGAAAUUUACGGUUUCGGUUGUGCCGGCUUAUAUAUCUUGACUUCGAGGCCAUGUCCACCCGGGACAGCGUGCAGAUUCCGGACGACCGAGAUUUCGACCACUUCCGGACGGAGUGCAAUUCUGACGACGGCUGGAACCUCACGUACAACAAGUCUGGGAUUGUCGUGUGGAUCCAGAUCCUUGAGGCAGAGAAAGCCCUGCACAAGAUCAAGUGCAGGAUAGAGUGCAAGGAUGUCGCGGCAGAAACCCUCUAUGACGUCCUGCAUGACAUCGAGUACAGGAAAAAGUGGGACACAAACGUCAUUGAGACCUUCGACAUCGGCAAGCUGACGGUCAACGCCGACGUGGGAUACUACUCCUGGAAAUGCCCCAAACCCUUGAAGAACCGAGACGUCAUCACCUUGCGCUCCUGGCUCCCCAUGGGCAACGACUUCAUCAUCAUGAACUACUCCGUCAAACAUCCCAAAUACCCUCCUAGGAAAGACAUGGUGAGGGCCGUCUCCAUUAAAACUGGUUACCUGAUCCAGGGGAAAGGAGAAAAGAACUGCAGCCUCACCUACCUGGCCCAGGUAGACCCCAAAGGUUCUUUGCCAAAGUGGGUGGUGAACAAGUCCUCUCAGUUCCUCGCUCCAAAAGCGAUGAAGAAGAUGCACAAGGCUUGCUUAAAGUACCCGGACUGGAAGCAGAAACACAACCCGCACUUCAAGCCCUGGCUGUAUCCGGAGCAGAACACCCUGGCCAGCCUGGCGCUCUCGGAUCUGGCCAUCCAGCAUGCCGACUCCCUCGAGAACAUCGACGAGAGCAGCCUCUCCGAGACCAAAGACGACCGGGGCGAGGCCAGCGACGAGGACAGCGUCAACUGAGCGCCGCCCAUCUGCCUCUCCUCCUCCCCAUGCGCGCACCCGGCCUUUGUUUUGUCUGUGUGACCCAGGCCUCGGCCAGCCGGGGUUCGCCGGCUCUUUCGGACUACAACUCCCACGGCGCUGGCUGGGCCUUCUGGGAGUUGUGGCUCAAAAGAGCGGCGGGGCCCCAGCUUGCCAAAGGCCGGGGUCACCAACGCAGUUUGUGUUUUCCGAAAUGAUACCUCCACGCCUGUCUGGCACGCUCAGUGGUGCAGGGGGGAGGAAAGCGGGUUGGGAUGGAUGACCUUGGGGGAUCCCUUUUUAUCCCACAGUUCUAUGAUCUCCACUCACAGGUGUAGCAAAGCACUCACUUGUCCCCUCUCUGGGUGUUUUGGACUAUAAUUCCCACCAGCCCCAACCAGGACAGCCUUAUGAUGCCCGGGCUUAUGACAGUGGCGGAGUUUGGGCUCUCAAAUUUCGGCGGCGCAUUGAACUGCGCCAAAAUCCAGUCCCCAUCCCACCCUGCCUCUUGCCUCCUGUUGCUUGUCAUUGUAGCGGCACCCAGUGCAGGCGAACUGGUCGCGCUCCCCUAAAUCCGCAUCUGGCUGGUGGGAGUUGUAGUUCGAAGCAUCCGGCUGGUGGGAGUUGUAGUUCGAAGCAGCCUGGAGGGCUCCAGGGCGCCAAAGGCUGGCGGAACCAAUGCAGUUUGUGACUUUUAAACCGGUCCCCUCUCCAGGCGCUUUGGGCCACAACUCCCACCAGCCCCACCUGAGACAGCCUUAAGACGCCGCGGCUGGUGGGAACUGUAGUUCGAAACAUCUUGAGGGUGCCCAGCUGGGGAAUGGGUGGCGGAAAUAAGACUUUUCCUUGGACGGCGAGUUGCAGACCAGACGCCCUUUCCCCUUUUGGGUUCCUUGUCCGCCCAAACGGCUGCUUAGGCGACAGAUCCCUGCCCUGCCCUGCCCUCGGUUUUAAACACACAUUUUAAACCGAGCCACAAUUGUGUGGGUGCUUUGCAACGGUUUGCAAAUGGAUUUGCAAAUGGGUGGAGAAGCAAAUUUCAAAUUUUCUGCUCCAGAUUGCUGCCUCCCUCUCCCCCAAGCACCCGGAUUUCAGGUCCUGGGCGUGGCUGGUGGGGCCCCCUUCCCUGCAAAUCUUGUCCCCCCGCGGAGGUAGCUGAAGAAAACACUCUGGACGCUCCCAGGAGCCUUGUACAUCUAUUCGUCUGGUUCAGUGGCUGCUAUUUUUCACUCUUUUCUGUGUUUCUCCAUAAUUGUUAUUAGAGCUGCCUCUUGAGGGUUGGGGAAAAGUAUUUUCUUUCUGGUGUGCUUGUGAUGGCCGUGGAGGGAGCUUCUGUUUUUGCAGGCGGGGUGUGGGGGCCUUUUCGCAAUAGGUUUGGGGGCCGAAGUCUCCCGCAGGCUUCCUCCUUCAAGCCUGUUGCCUUCUUUCUCUCCCUGCAAAAUCUGGAAGCCUUUGGCAGCCUUUGGCGUGGAAUUUAGCCACUCACAGAUCUGGGGUUUGAUGACUGUUUUAUUGGGGGGGGGCGGGCUCCUUGAAGCCUCUUUUGCAU